This is a messenger RNA of Amphibalanus amphitrite, 2877 nucleotides long. RefSeq lists its product as uncharacterized. The record is from RefSeq and is a predicted model, not a curated record. NCBI's taxonomy places the organism in Eukaryota, Metazoa, Arthropoda, Thecostraca, Balanomorpha, Balanidae. Bases 692 to 2431 code for a protein of 579 amino acids. The transcript has 5 exons.
CCGAGAUCGAUGUCGAUCGCGACGGGGCGGUUAGCGCGGCUCGUCGGCCGGGCCCGGGUCCAGACACCCGUGUGACCGGUGCCGACCCGCUCAGCUGCGCACCUCCCGGCCAGACAGGUCAGGCGGCUGUCUGGAUCGCUGUGGGUGACCAGUCGGAGGCUGCGCCGCCGGAGGCGCGUCGGUCGGCGGGCGGGGGUGCAAAGGCGUGCGUGCGUCGAUUGGUGAAUCACCCUUUGUGUGACUCAAUUUCGACCCCGCCCAGUGACAGUGAGCGCGGCGGUGCGACCGUCAACUCCAGUCUUCGUCGGACCGACCGGCACGUGCAGCACAACUGGUCAGUGCCCGAGGCGGUGGCCACGUGAUCGGACGCGGCUCGCGUUGCCGUGGUAACGGGCGGCGUCCUGCCAUCUGACCGGCCGGCGCGGCGGGACGUGGUCACGGGAUGAGUGGCGGUACUCUGGGCGGUACCAUGAGUUGCGUGUACCCACUACUGCGGUACAUUCAGUGCGGGCCGGCUGCAGGGGGUGAGUGGGAGCCGCUCCCGUCAGCGGCUCCGGGGCCGACCCAGCGGAGCCGCUCCGCUGGAGGAGUGGUGGUGGUAUCAGCGGCAGGCCGGCUGUUCCUGCCGUAUGCCGACGUAGCUGCAGACGGCAGGGUCCGACUGAGCAUCUGCGCUGUGGGCUGAGCUGUGAUGGAGACCACCACAGCCACAGAGAAGGAGGUGCUGCGCUCGCUGCUCUCGAUGGAGCGGGGAGACGUCAACAACGCCAACCGGCCGCCGCCGCAGCAGCACCAGCAGAUGCAGCACCACCGUUACGCGCAGCCCGGGGAGGAGCCGCACAACUUGUCGACGUCACAGCAGCAGCAGCAAGGGCAUAUGGCCAUUGCUGAGAACAGCGUCACGAUUCAGCCACACCACCCACAUCAGCAGCAGCAACAACAGCAGCAGCAGCACCCUGGUCACCAUGCCGUGGAACAUCAGCAGCAACAGCAACAACAGCAACAUCAGCAGCAGCACGGCAUGCAGACACAGCCGGGCAUUUACAAAGCCGGCGGCUCGCAGCACGAUCAGUCGGUGCACAGCCACGUGCAGUGGAUGGCACAGACGCCCACCUCCGGUCACCAGGUCAUCAUCCUGCACGCGCCGCCCGAGCAGCAGCCGGGUGACGGCAGCGGCGGCGCCAUGUCGGGCCUGAUCCAGGCCGCCGAGCAGGGCCAGCUGGUCGGCCAGCAGGUCUGGGAGACGCACGUGACGGCCGAGUACCCGGCCGGGAGCGUACAGCUCUCGGACGGCACUAUCCUGCCGGCGCACCCCGAGUAUGGGGCGCCGCCGCACGGCCUGCACCCCCAGCCGGCCGGACACGAGCCCAGCUAUGUGCUGGUCGACGCCAAGGACGCCAUCGCCGCGCCCGCCGCCGGAGCGACCGCCGGCAAACGACAGGCCAAACAGACGGCCAAGAAGAAGAAGAAGCGACGCAUUGCAGACAUGCUGGCCGAGGGCAUUGACCCGAGCAAGCUGGAGGAUAACGCGGAGGAGGUGCGCACGCGGUUCCAGCGCGGCUGUGACUGCGCCGAGGAGAACUGCUUCCGGACCCUGAACGCCGAGUUUGUGUACCGCCACCGACUGAACAUCGCCGAGCUGUCCAAACACGAGCACGACAUGUACCUGAUGGGCGUCACCAUGGCCUGUCUCUCCAACCCGGAGGAGACGGCACGACACAAGGAGCGCAAGCGGCUGCGCGCCAAGUACGUCUUCCAGGGUAAGGAGGUGUGUCUGGAGGCGUUUCUGUACCUGGAGAACUGCACCCAUUACCAGCUCAAGAGGAUUCGUAAGCACGUGAUCACUCACGGCGUGACGCCGCGGGUACACGGUAAUCACGGCAAGAGGCCGCACAACACGUUCCCGCUGGACAUCUAUAAACACGCCAGCGACUUCCUCAAUGACUACCUGGACAAGCUGUCGCACAAGCCGGAAGGCAAGAAGACGACCAAGGCGGUGCAGAGCCGGCGACAGUGCAUACACAUGCCGCAGGACAUUACCCGCAAAAAGAUCCACGAAAAGUACGUCGAUUUCAUCAACCAUUUCGAGCCGGAGGCCAAGGUGAUGUCGUAUUCAGCGUUCCGCUACUUUUUGAAGGAGCAGUUCUCGCACGUGCGGUUCCCGAAGCUGGACAAGACGCCGGUGGUGGAGCCGGGCGGCGUGAAGCAGGAGGCGGCCAUUUCGCUGCCGCUGCAGACGCCUCAGGAGAUGACUGCCGCCCACCAGGCGGUCACCCACUCCGUGCCGCCGGAGGGCGCCGAGCAGAGCGCGCCCUUCUCCGUGCAGGAGCACCACCCGACGGCCACCUACACGGUCAGCUCGCGGGCGUACACCACCAGCGGCCAGCUGCAGUACACCGGCGCCAACUACCACUACAGCAUAGCGAUGUAGGCGCCUCCCGGCGGCCGCCAGCCGAACUAACGCUCCAGGUGGCAGCACCGGCGUCACACUGCCGCCGCUCCCACCGCUACUGGGCGGCACAGAAGCUGCCGCAAUCGUUCCUCUACGGCCUCGGGCGCUAGCUGAGGCGCCGGCUGUGAUCUCACGUAUGUGUGUGCUAUCCUGUCGCGUCUGUGGACUGCCGAAGUGCAUGGACAGGCUGGCACCGGUGGCGGCUAUGGGUUUUCUUGAACAUCCCCCUCGUUAGCGUAGUCUUCCUUUGCUGCAGGAUAUUGUGAUGCACGCUAUGCGCUGCCAUUUUGUUCUCGUUGGAGAGAUGCGGUUGGCAUUUUUGAUUGAAGUGUACAGGUGAAACAUGUGCAUGUUGUUCACGAAGUUAUGCAUUGUAUCUGAUGCAAUUGACGCCACCGAUGAUCGUAAUAUAUUGUAUUUGCUAA